AUGGAUUGGAGAAACAGCUCAGUAUGGUCAUAUUUUACUAUUGUAGACAACGUUUAUGCAAAAUGUGAUAUAUGCAAAAAAGAUAAAUCAUAUAAGUCGUCAUUAACUAAUCUUAAAAAACAUCUAUCUAGUUGUCAUAUGAUUUUCUUAAAACAUGAACAAGGCAUAAAUAAAAAUCAAUCCAGAACUAUAACAGAUAUUGAUGACCCUAGUAGUAUGCAUCAUAGUAUUAAUGAGCCUUCAGUAAAUUCGACUUCCCCAUCAUUGCCAUCAAUUAGUUCUGUACCUGGUACUUCUCAUCAAACUUCAUUAAUUGAUCCACCAAAUGUAAAUGUCUUUACUCAAAUCCAAAAUGGUCAAUCCCAAAUGCAAGCUGAAAAUAAUGCAAAAGUACAAAAGCGUAAGCAACUGUCUAUUGCUACUUACAUUCCGAAAAAACUUACCAUUAACAUGAAGAAAGAUAUAGAUCAAUCCCUUUUAAGUUUAUUUACAAAAGAUUAUCAACCCUUUAAAAUAGUCGAGGACAAGGGCUUUAAAAGUUUCGUUAAAAUGUUGAACCCUAGUUAUAUACUACCAAGUCGCCAAUCAAUUUCAAAAGAACAUAUCCCAGCCUUAUAUGAAAAAUGCAUGAGAGAAAUGAAAGAAUUAGUAUUAAAAGAAGCAGAACAUAUUUGUUUAACAACUGAUUGUUGGACAUCACGCAAUAACGAAAGUUUUAUGGCCAUCACCAUACAUUUUAUUGGUUCUAAUUUUUCGUUAAAGUCGGUUCUUAUAAGUUGUUCUGCAUUUAAUGAAAGUCAUACUAGCAAUAAUUUGAGUGCAGAAAUUAAAAAAACUGUAGAUGAAUGGCAACUUGAUGGUAAGAUAGAAUUGGCUGUCUCUGAUAAUGCUAGUAACAUAAAAAAUGCAUUAAGUUCAUUAAAAUUUAAACACAUGGGAUGCUUUGCACAUACUUUAAAUUUAGUAGUUCAAUCGGCUCUUACUUUAGAAAAUGACCUUGUAGAUAAAGUUAAGACCAUCGUCACACAUUUUCGCAAAAGUACAGUAGCCAAUAAUAAAUUGAAAACAUAUCAAAUCAAUAAUGGAGUAGACGAACCAAAAAAAUUGCUACAAGAUGUUCAAACGCGGUGGAAUGCCACGUAUUAUAUGUUACAACGUUUUAUAGAACUAGAAAGUUCCAUAAGAGGGACAUUGGGGUUGCUCGAUAAAGCACCUCAGAGUUUAAAUUGUGAUGAAUGGACAUUAUUAAAAGAAUUGUGUACUGUACUUAGGCCUUUUGAAGAGGCUACUAAAGCAGUAAGUGGUGAAUCUUAUAUAACUGCAUCAAUAGUCAUUGUGUUGGCUCAAGGUUUAAUAAAUGCAUGCACAAAAUUGUCGACGAUGGAAUUUCAAAAUAGAACACAUGCUAUUAUAAAAAAACUUAUUAGUAAUAUGGAAAAUCGUGAUAUAUGGAAAAAUGUUGACAAGAGUAAAACAUUAUGCCGGUCUACUUUCUUGGAUCCUCGUUUUAAAAACCUCCCAUUCAGUAACAAUGCUGUGCAAAACGAAACAACAAAAAAUGAUGUUAUUGAAAAAACGUCCAACAUAAUAUAUUUAGAAAGAUCCAAACAAAUUGAUGAACAAAAUCAAGACCAACCUGAAUAUAUUAGUGUAGACACUGCAUCAACGUCAAAUAGUCUAUCGAUUUGGGAAACUAUUGACACUGGCGUAGCCAAAUUAAUGUCUUCAGGGACCUCAAAGUCACGUGCAAUAAUUGAGGUUCAAAGGUACUUGGAAGAUGGUAUACUGAAAAGAAAUUUAGAUCCACUUAAAUGGUGGAAAUAUCAUAGAUAUAACUAUCCAUACUUAAAUAUUUUAGCUAAGAGGACUUUAUGUUGCCUUGGUACUUCAGUUCCUUGUGAGCGUAUUUUUUCAAAAGCCGGACUCAUUUUAAAUGAUCGUCGUUGUCGUCUUAAAAGUGACAAAAUAUAUUAA
Molecule: messenger RNA, 1974 nt
Organism: Rhopalosiphum padi (bird cherry-oat aphid)
Lineage: Eukaryota; Metazoa; Arthropoda; Insecta; Hemiptera; Aphididae
Product: E3 SUMO-protein ligase ZBED1-like
Exons: 3
Coding region: 1-1974 (657 amino acids)
Molecular function (GO): protein dimerization activity; DNA binding
Source: RefSeq, a predicted model, not a curated record